GAUGUGCACCACCAACGCCUGUCUGAGUUAAAUGAAUUUUAUAAAACCACAACUAUCCUGUUUAUUAUCUAGGAGAGACACAUUGAUUUAAGGUUACAAACAGGUUGACAAUGCAGGAAGCAAAAAAUACUUAAUUUAAAUGGUAGCCAGCGGAGAGGAAAUGUGACUAUAGCAGAAAAAUACAAUUUAAAUAUAGUAGUCAUAAGGUGAUAACCAGUAGCAUACCUUUGGGCUUUCAGAACUGUGAACUAAAUAAAUACAGGGCUUUUUUUGUUUUGUUUUUUGUUUUGUUUUUACUACUGAGUAUCAGAAAUAGCAAAGCAAAUUGGAUUAAAAUACCCAUCAAGACUGAUUCAGAAAAAAAAUAGAAAAAUUUAAGGAGACUUAAAGUGAAUAAGAAAUUGAGAAGAGAAAAUUUCCUGAAGAGGAGCUUUUCUAGAUGAAUACAUGGAUGGUUUUUACUAAAUGUUUUGAGACAAACUAAACCAAUCUCGUUUAAAUUGUGCUCACCCACCCAGAAAGAAGCAAAGAAGUUUCCAAACUCCUGUAGAACUAACAUCGCAGGAUACCAAAACCAGAUAAGGAUAUCCCGGAUGAAUAGGAAGAGAGUAAAUGUAGCAGCACACUGAAUGGAGUGUACACCAUUGGCAGCUAGGAUUUGCUCAUCAGAUACAAAGAUAAUAUGUUCACUAAAGAACCUAAUGAAUGUGCUACACCAAUGGCAGAAGGAUGGAAGAAGAGUACCAUAGUGGGCACUGCUAUGCAUUGAAUAUGUCUUCCAAAUGAUUAUGUCUAAGACCCUUAAUUCUGCAGCACAGUAGUUUUCAGAGGCAAGACUUGGUGGGAAGCAUCUGGACUGUGGAGACAGGGACAAUAUGCCUUGUUCAUAGUGGCCUUUCAAAUUUUUCUCACAUAUGAGUGAUACUGUAAUGGUAUUCAUCAACUCACUUCCCACAGAGCUCAUACAUCCCACAUAUGCCAUACUUUUUUUUGAUAACUUCCUGUCAUAGUUGGAGACAAGAUCAUUUAUGUCUUUGAGGACUGCAGUCCAGACAGUGCAUUUUCACAGCAGGCCUCAUUACCUCAUGAUCCUAAGUUCAUCUUUGCUCUGUCAAAGCUGGUAAACAGCAGUGGGCAGGUGGACUUUGUCUUAGGAAUACACAGUUGGGAAUCUGAGUUAAAAUGUACCUUUCUUUAUCCGGACUGUAUGCACUGUCUAUGCUAUUAUCAUUGUUGCCUCUGUCGCUUAGUGUGUUCUUAUUGAACUCAGAAUGAAAACUAUUGUCAGCUAUUACUAGUACAUUAUUUUAAAUUGUUGGACAAUGAAUGUGUUAAGUAAAAUAUAGUUUUUUUCAAAGGUACUUAGACAUUGUAAUCAUUAACUUGUUUUGUCAGAAGUAUUGUGUACUCAGUGAUGUGAUCUCAGGUGCUCUAGGGUUGUAAAAAUCUUCAUGAGACAUGCAACUGAAGAUGAGGUUGAGAUACUUGCUAUUUAUUUUUAUAGCAUUCAUCUCAGGAGAACUCUAUGCAGAAGAGAAACAGUGUGAUUUCCCUGUGAUGGAAAAUGGAAUGAUUGCCCAAUAUUAUUAUACAUUUAAAACCUUUUACUUUCCAAUGAACAUAAAUAAAAAGCUGUCAUUCUUGUGCUUGGCUGGCUAUGCAAGUGAAAGUGGGAAGCAAGAAGAACAAAUCAGGUGUACAGCAGAAGGCUGGUCUCCAAAGCCAAGGUGCUUCAAAAAAUGCCUGAAGCCUAACCUAAGGAAUGGUUAUGUCUCUGAUGGAAAAGUACUGUACAAAAUUCAAGAUAGCAUGCGCUAUGGUUGCACUUCAGGAUACAAAACCACUGGAGGAAAGGAUGAGGAGGUGGUCCAGUGUCUUCCUGAAGGGUGGUCUUCCCAACCGUCCUGCAGGAAGGAACAAGAGACAUGCUUGGCCCCUGAGUUGGACCAUGGGAAUUAUUCCACGAUGCAGAGGACGUUCAAAGUGAAGGACAAAGUGCAAUACUCAUGUGCUGCUGGCUACUACACGGCUGCAGGGAAGCAGGCUGAGGAAGCAGAGUGCCACGUCCAUGGGUGGUCCCUCACCCCACAGUGCAACAAAUUAACGUGCUCUUCUUUGAGAUUAAUAGAAAAUGGCUAUUUUCAUCCUGUAAAGCAAACCUAUGAAGAAGGAGAUGUAGUUCAGUUUUUCUGUCAUGAAAAUUAUUACCUAAGUGGAUCUGAUUUAAUUCAGUGCUAUAACUUUGGCUGGUAUCCAGAAUCUCCCAUAUGUGAAGGAAGAAGAAGUCGAUGUCCUCCUCCACCUGUUCCUCUAAAUUCUAAAAUUCAACCACAUUCAACAACUUACCGCCAUGGAGAAACAGUUCGUAUAGAAUGUGAACUUAAUUUUGUGAUUCAGGGAUCAGAAGAACUCCACUGUGCAAACGGAAAGUGGACAGAACCUCCCAAAUGCAUUGAAGAGAAGGAGAAGGUAGCCUGUGAGCAACCACCCUCCAUUGAAAAUGGCGCUGCACAAACACACUCUGAGGUUUACUACAGUGGGGAUAAAGUGACAUACAGGUGUGAAGGAGGCUACCAGCUCCGGGGAUCAAGUAUGAUAACUUGUAAUCGUGGCCAAUGGACUCUGCCACCUGAAUGUGUUGAAAAUAACGAGAGUUGUAAGCCUCCACCUGAAAUAGCAAAUGGUGCUGUUGUCGAUGGGUUAUUGGCAAGUUAUACAACAGGAUCGUCAGUGGAGUACAGAUGCAACGAGUAUUUCUUAUUGAAUGGAUCAAAAGCAUCUCGCUGUGAACAAGGAAAGUGGUCAUCUCCACCUGUUUGCUUGGAGCCAUGUACCAUUGAUGAGGAUCACAUGGACAGAAAUAACAUACAGAUGAAGUGGAAAUUUGAGGGCAAAAUUUUACAUGGAGACCUAAUAGAUUUUGUGUGUAAACAGGGAUAUGACUUGUCCCCGACCACCCCGCUGUCUGAGUUGUCCGUGCAGUGCAAUAGAGGAAAUGUAAGAUACCCCGUGUGUGUUCAAAGAGAAUCUGGAGGGAUGUGUGCAUCUCCUCCCCUGAUAAGAAAUGGAGACAUUGUCGGUUCAGCAGGCAGCACCUAUGAAAAUGGCUCCUCAGUAGAAUACCAGUGUUUUGAAAACCAUUUCCUACAAGGGUCAAGGGAGGUCUAUUGUGUAGAUGGAGUGUGGACUGCACUGCCACUGUGUUUAGAGCCUUGUCCAUUAUCAUUUGCUGAAAUGAACAAGAAUUAUUUACAACUGAAAUGGAGUUUUGACAAUAGACCACUCAUUCUCCAUGGAGAGUAUAUUGAAUUUAUUUGUAAGAGAGGUGCAUACAUAACUGAGACAUCUAUUACUGGGUCUGAACUUCGAGUGCAAUGUGACAGAGGAAGGCUGAAAUAUCCAAAGUGUACAGAAAGACAAGGGAGUCUGUCUUUCCAAGAUGCUUUACAGAAUUAAAAACAAAUGGAAAGAAGAGAAAGAGUAUUUCAGCAUGAAUCCUGCAUAAAAUAAGUUGAGGAAGACUGUGCAGAGUUCGGUGUUCUGAGGCUUUACCUCUACAUAAAAAUGUACUCAAUAUUUUCCUUAUUUAUAAAUCAAAGCAAAAAUGUGUUUCAUUUUAGUUUGAUUUCACAUUUAACCUGGACUUUAUUGUAUCUUUCACCUGUUUAAUUUGAUUUAUCCAUCAAAUCAUUCCUGUUUCUUAUUGA
Molecule: messenger RNA, 3707 nt
Organism: Mesocricetus auratus (golden hamster)
Lineage: Eukaryota; Metazoa; Chordata; Mammalia; Rodentia; Cricetidae
Gene: F13b
Product: coagulation factor XIII B chain
Exons: 12
Coding region: 1459-3456 (665 amino acids)
Source: RefSeq, a predicted model, not a curated record